UGGAUGUGGAAAACAACUGCCAGUUGUGUCCUUCGAUAUAGCUCAGGCAGAUGAAUGGCUCAUACUUCUCACAGACUAUUAGUUGAAUGGGACCAGCUUUUCUGCUAAUCAUACAUCUGAAGUAUUUGGAAUCGAGGCUUUUACAAAGAUGACUCAUUUACAUGCUGGACUCAGUCCAGAGACUAUAGAGAAAGCCCGCCUGGAGCUCAAUGAAAACCCAGAUGUUUUGCACCAGGACAUCCAACAAGUCAGGGAUAUGAUCAUCACAAGGCCUGACAUUGGAUUUUUACGUACAGAUGAUGCCUUCAUCUUGAGGUUUCUCCGAGCCAGAAAGUUUCACCAAACAGAUGCCUUCAGGUUACUGGCUCAGUACUUCCAGUACCGUCAGAUGAACCUGGAUAUGUUCAAAAAUUUCAAGGCUGAUGAUCCAGGGAUCAAACGGGCUCUGAUUGAUGGAUUUCCCGGGGUGCUGGAAAACAGAGAUCACUAUGGCCGGAAGAUACUUUUGCUUUUUGCAGCCAACUGGGAUCAGAGUAGGAAUUCUUUCAUAGACAUUUUACGGGCUAUUCUGUUAUCCUUAGAAGUUCUCAUUGAAGACCAAGAGCUUCAAAUAAAUGGAUUCGUUCUGAUUAUAGACUGGAGUAAUUUCUCCUUCAAGCAGGCCUCCAAAUUAACACCUUCUAUCCUCAAACUGGCCAUCGAAGGUUUACAGGACAGCUUCCCCGCUCGCUUUGGAGGCAUCCAUUUUGUGAACCAGCCUUGGUACAUCCAUGCCCUGUACACGCUAAUCAAGCCCUUUCUCAAAGACAAGACAAGGAAAAGGAUCUUCCUUCAUGGUAACAAUCUGAACAGCCUUCACCAGCUAAUACACCCUGACUGCCUGCCUUCAGAGUUUGGAGGGACACUUCCUCCUUAUGACAUGGGUACUUGGGCUCGGACGUUGCUUGGCCCUGACUACAGUGAUGAAAACGAAUACACUCACACAUCCUACAAUGCCAUGCACGUGAAGCACGCAUCUUCCAACCUGGAGAGGGAAUGCUCACCAAAACUCAUGAAGAGGUCUCAGUCGGUGGUGGAACCUGGGAUGCUGAAACAUGAAGAUCAGAAUGAAAAUGAGAACACCCAGCCACUGCUGGCUCUAGACUGAGUUUGAAUGAGCCCUGACAUACCAACGCAUCACCAGACUUCAAUAGUAUAAGGAACCUACGAAGCAAGAGACAGGUUUCACACAUAUUAAUACACAUUCAGCUUGAAGUCAGGUUCUCCAUCUUUGCUGAGCAAGUAAGGAUCAUCACCAGCCAUCUGUCUGUGUGGCCAAAGCCAAAGGGGACAUUCCUUGUGGCCCAGAAUACUAAGCUAGAGAGAAGAGUCUGAUUGUAAAACAGAGAAUGUGUUCUUUCCCCCACCCUUUUAUGAUGUAUAAAUAUUAACGGUGACUGAAACAAGAAGGACUGCUUUCUGUGUUCACACAAAGAUAUAUCAGCUGAGGUUAUCUAAGCAGGGAUGCACUCCAGUUUUGUUAAAAUAAAAUUUAGAUCAAGUAACAGAUGUUAAAGUGAAGGUGUCUUGAGUUUAAAUAUUGAAGUAACG
Molecule: messenger RNA, 1590 nt
Organism: Euleptes europaea (tarantolino)
Lineage: Eukaryota; Metazoa; Chordata; Lepidosauria; Squamata; Sphaerodactylidae
Gene: CLVS1
Product: clavesin 1
Exons: 5
Coding region: 149-1147 (332 amino acids)
Cellular component (GO): membrane
Molecular function (GO): phosphatidylinositol bisphosphate binding
Source: RefSeq, a predicted model, not a curated record